CUCUUCCUCUCCCGGGCCGGGUCUAGAUAGAGUUGCCAUUGCUGAGCUGCCUGAGCUUUCUCAAUUCUCUCUAUCUGACUUGUCAUCAAUCAUAGUAGCAAGCUCCACCAUCAAUCAAAUAAUCUACUCUACUGGAAGUAAAAACGUGGAGAUGGAUGAGAAAAUUGAAACGAGAAAAUGAAAAAUAUAAUCCAGGGAAAGUGACAUUGGAAUGAACUGCUUAUCACGCUUGUCUUCAUAUACAGCUUCUAUAUUUGGAAGAACAAGCCAUUUCAUCGCAACAACUGCUACCAAUUCACACCAAUCUUGGAUUCCCUUUUGGAGAAGGAGCUGUGUACAUCCUGGUCUCCAUUUAGAAUUUCUUUCCACCAGAUUUCGCGUCCAGUGCUACUCGUCUCGAAAACCGAGUUUAAAAGCUUCGGUUAAGAAAAACAAGGAUCCUCAGCCAACAACAGUUAUGGACCAUGAGAAUGAUGCUUUCUUUGUUGUGCGGAAAGGAGAUGUUGUUGGUGUUUAUAAGAAUUUUGCUGAUUGUCAGGCUCAAGUUGGAUCUUCGAUAUGCGACCCUCCUGUCAGUGUCUACAAAGGGUACUCGCUAUCCAAGGACUCUGAGGCCUAUCUUGUUUCCCAUGGGCUUCAGAAUGCAUUAUAUACUGUCAGAGCUGCAGAUCUGAAAGAGGACCUUUUUGGCAUGCUCAUGCCUUGCCCUUUCCAGCAACCUGCUUCUUCCGAUGCUGAAACAUGCAAAAAUGAUACAAAAAAGAGAUCACGGGAAGUCCUGGGAUCAGAAAUCACAGACACACCUGGAUCAACAUCUAUGAUGAGUAAGCAUGCCAAUUUGGAUAAUCAAGCUGAGUGUCAAGCACAUAAUUCCAAUAGUAGAUCCUGUCUUCUUGAGUUUGAUGGUGCUUCAAAAGGAAAUCCUGGACAAGCCGGGGCAGGAGCUGUCCUACGAACUGAUGAUGGAAGCUUGAUCUGCAGAUUACGGGAAGGACUAGGCAUAGCAACCAAUAAUAUGGCUGAAUAUCGAGCCAUCUUAUUGGGAAUGAAGUAUGCUCUUCAAAAAGGUUAUACAAAAAUUCAAGUAAAAGGCGACUCCAAGCUUGUCUGUAUGCAGAUUCAGGGUUCAUGGAAGGCCAAACAUGUGAACAUCACCAACUUGUGCACAGAAGCUAAAAAGCUGAAGAAUAGUUUUCUUUCCUUUCACAUCAGUCAUGUUCUACGGGAAUUUAAUUCUGAGGCUGAUGCUCAAGCGAACCUGGCCGUCCAUCUAGCUGAUGGUGAAGUUCAAGAGGAGUUUGAGUAGUAUCCGUCUAAUGACGGUAGCCUACUACAUACAUUUCAUUUUAAAUAGACAUCAAGUACAGUACAUUCUUGUUUAUCCAUUGUUCUUCAGGCUAAAAGAUUUCUUUGGAAGUCUUGGUUGGAAGAGCGAAGCACGACUCUCAGUUGCAAGGAUUGGAGUUCAUUGCCAAAGUUUUUUUUGUGCAAAACAGCUCACAUUUGUCUUGGAUGGUACAAUUCUCCAUGGACCACAUGAGCAUGACUUUUUAUGGGAGAGUAUAACUUCCGAACAUUUUGCAUGGAUAGUAGUGAUUAGAGAAAAUCUCGAAGUGUUUCUCAAACCUUUUACAUAGAUCUAUGUUCAGGCGUUACGUGCAGUCCACAGUUUGUUCGUCAAGUCUCGCAGUCGACAUUUUCCUAUUUGUUAUCAUCAUGGAUUGCAGUGAUCGGAAAUACAAGCUAUUUUGUUUAAGAACA
This is a messenger RNA of Populus nigra (black poplar), 1761 nucleotides long. RefSeq lists its product as uncharacterized. The record is from RefSeq and is a predicted model, not a curated record. Lineage: Eukaryota; Viridiplantae; Streptophyta; Magnoliopsida; Malpighiales; Salicaceae. Gene Ontology annotation, molecular function: RNA-DNA hybrid ribonuclease activity; nucleic acid binding. The transcript is spliced from 11 exons. Bases 212 to 1306 code for a protein of 364 amino acids.